AUAAACCUUUAUUUUCUGGGUUUGUUGCCAGUUCUGCAUUCUUUCUGCCAGGAAUAUUUUCGGGAAAAAACCUGGGUCCGAAAAUAUGGUUAGAAAGAAUGCAGAAUUGGCAAGGAUAGAUCCAGACAAACUAGACAGUGUUUUAGUGGCAAUAGACAAGGAUAAAGGAAGCCAAUAUGCCCUUAAAUGGACUGUUGAUCAUAUUCUCUCCAGGGGUCAAUCUGUCACACUUCUACAUGUUAGACAAAAGUCACCAUCCCCAUUGGGAGAUGUUAAUGAAGCUGUUGCAAGAACUCAUAGCAAACAGCUUGAAUCUGAAGCCAGAGAAUUGUUCCUUCCAUUCCGCUGCUUCUGCACGAGGAAAGAUAUAAAAUGUCAGGAAGUCAUAGUUGAUGAUACAGAUAUAACCAAAGCAAUAGUAGAAUAUGCUACUUCACAUGUAAUAGAAACUCUAAUACUUGGUGCACCAACAAGAGGCCUCCUUGCCAGAAGAUUCAAGAGCACAGAUGUUCCAAGCAAUGUGUCAAAAGCUGCACCAGACUUCUGCACUGUAUAUGUGAUCAGUAAAGGAAAGGUUUCUGCUGUACGGUCAGCUAGUGCUCCAGCACCACCAAAAUCUACUCCUCAAAUUCAGAAAGUUCAUUCUCUAGUUGAUUUACCUCACAGAACGAGCCAAAUUCCUAGAGAACCAGAGAGAGCAGUCACACUGCAUAGCCUUUGUGAAGAUGCAGAAAUUAUCAGGUCUCCAUUUAAUAGAACUAGAGGUUCAAUUGGCAAACCAUACGAUCCUUACCCAUCAGAAAUGGAUAUAUCAUCUAUAAGCAGUGGGGGGCCAUCCUUGGAUCGUAUGCAUCCAGCUUUCUACGAAAACUCAGAACCUGAAAUAAGCCCUAGGAAAAGUGGCAUAGACUACGAUUUUAGAAGCUUUGGGUCAAAUUAUUCAGCAGGAACAUCAACAGAUAUUGGUUCACAAUAUAAUUAUUCCGGAUGCAGCUCACAGGACAGUGGGCAACCAUCUUGGUAUUCACAGAACAUAGAAGGUGUGGAAUCCGAGAUGAGGAGACUCAGACUGGAGCUGAAGCAAACGAUGGACAUGUAUAAUACAGCAUACAAGGAGGCAGUCUCAGCAAAACAGAAGACUACGGAUUAUCAACGCUGGAAAAUUGAAGAAGAACAUAGAUAUGAGGAGGCACGAAUGGCAGAGGAAGCUGCAUUGGCACUAGCAGAGAAGGAGAAAGCAAAGAGCAAGAUAGAUGCCGAAGCAGCUCAAGCGGCUUGGAAACUGGCUGACCUGGAAGAACAAAGAAGAAUAAGUGCAGAAAUGAAAGCUCUCAAAGACAUUGGGGAGAAGCAGUCACGGGAAUCUUGGGUGCCAACUGAUCUUAGGUACCGAAGGUACACUGUUGAGGAGAUUGAAACAGCAACGAAAGACUUCUCAGACUCUCUCAAGAUUGGAGAAGGAGGUUACGGCCCAGUUUACAAGUGUUACCUGGAUCAUACAGAAGUUGCCGUUAAAGUUCUAAGUUGUGACGCAGAUCAAGGAAAGUCACAGUUUCAGCAAGAGGUUGAAGUGUUAUCCCGCAUACGGCAUCCAAACAUGGUUCUCCUCCUUGGAGCUUGCCCAGAGUAUGGUUGCCUGGUCUAUGAAUAUAUGGCAAAUGGCAGUUUAGAUGAUCGUAUUUUCAGGAAAGGACACACCCCAUCUCUUCCUUGGCAAAUGAGAUUCAGAAUUGCGGCAGAGAUUGCCACUGGGCUUCUUUUCCUGCACCAAACCAAGCCAGAACCUCUAGUGCACCGUGACCUAAAACCUGGAAAUAUUUUACUCGACCGUCAUUUUGUCAGCAAGAUUAGUGAUGUUGGCUUGGCAAGACUUGUCCCUCCAUCCAUAGCUAAUUCUGUUACGCAAUAUCGCAUGACUUCAACAGCAGGAACAUUUUGUUACAUUGAUCCAGAAUAUCAACAAACCGGAAUGCUCGGGACAAAAUCUGAUAUUUACUCACUUGGGAUCAUGCUUCUGCAAAUAAUAACAGCCAAGCCACCAAUGGGUUUAGCUCAUCAAGUUGAAAGUGCCAUUGAGGAUGGAACUUUUCUUCAGGUGCUUGACCCAACUGUUCCUGACUGGCCUCUAGAGGAGACCUUGAGUUUUGCCGAGCUAGCUCUUCAAUGUGCAGAACUAAGAAAAAAGGACAGACCGGAUCUCGGGAAGGUCAUAUUACCUGAGCUUAACAGAUUGAGAGAACUUGCAGAUGCAAGUAUGCCCUACUUCAUGUUUGGAGGUAUAUCUAGCACAACAAGUACAAUAAAUCACAGGCAUAUUUCCUCACUUCAAGAGACGAUGAGUGAUGUACCACAUUCUGCAUCUGAUUUCUCAAGCUUUUCAAGUUCAUCAUCUUAUGGCCGUAGAAGACAAUAGUUACAUCUGGAUGAUACUUAAAGUUCACAGUGGUUGUGCCUGGAUCACCAAACUUGAGGAAACAGGUCCAACCUAAUAGUCAGGGAAAGAAACCUAAUGUGGUCCAACAGAAAGAAGUGAAAUAACUAUGUAAUUUUGCUUUACUUGUAAUUAUUUUUUGUUUCAUCUCCAAGAUACUCCUGUGAAUACAGUUUGAGGUUGUUUCAUCAAGUUUGAUCUCAACAGGGUCAGGUUUGGGUGAGGGAGUAUGUGGAAAGGGGAACACUACCCUGAUUCUGUAAUUCAGUAGGGUAUCAGAACAACCAUUUUGCUUCUUUACUUAACAAAGAAUACAUUGUUUUUGCGAAAGAAUACAUAUUUUAUAUAAAGGGUACUGUUAAAACAUAUUCGGAAAGUAUCAUUGAUUGGUUUCUGUGCUAUAGAUGUAUAGAGACCAUUGCUUCACCAUGUAAUGUUUUGUAAUUGUAAUGCAUAUUUUUGUUUUUCA
Molecule: messenger RNA, 2900 nt
Organism: Jatropha curcas
Lineage: Eukaryota; Viridiplantae; Streptophyta; Magnoliopsida; Malpighiales; Euphorbiaceae
Product: U-box domain-containing protein 52
Biological process (GO): protein phosphorylation
Molecular function (GO): ATP binding; protein kinase activity
Source: RefSeq, a predicted model, not a curated record